This is a messenger RNA of Oryzias melastigma (Indian medaka), 6988 nucleotides long. RefSeq names its product mitogen-activated protein kinase kinase kinase kinase 4. Gene Ontology annotation, molecular function: protein kinase activity; ATP binding. NCBI's taxonomy places the organism in Eukaryota, Metazoa, Chordata, Actinopteri, Beloniformes, Adrianichthyidae. The record is from RefSeq and is a predicted model, not a curated record. Gene Ontology annotation, biological process: protein phosphorylation.
UGUCUCCUUCAAAUAGGUCCGUGUAAACUCUCGCUCGGGUGGAUAUAUAUAUAUAUAAAUAUAUAAAAAAAGAUAAACAUAUGGACCGAGUGGGAGGGAGAGGGCGGAGACUCGGCGAGCACACACGAACGGGUGGAGGGAGGGCGGGCGGAGGCAGGGACAGGCAGGAGCUCAGGCUCUCUCUGGGCGGAAUGUAGCAGCGGCGGCGGCGGAUCCUUUCAGCUGGACCAGAAAGAGUGGAGACGCGCCGUGGACGAGGAAUAAAAGCUCAGUGAUUUUAUCCAGGCGCGCGGGAGGAUGAGACGAGCGCCGUCCGUUUGAGGAAACUUCAAAGCACGCCGUCGUUACGUUUGAUUAACACCGAUUUUUUUUUUUUUUUGCGAAGAUGGCGAACGAUUCUCCGGCGAAAAGUCUGGUGGAUAUAGACCUGGCAUCCCUGCGGGAUCCAGCUGGGAUUUUCGAGUUGGUGGAAGUGGUUGGAAAUGGCACCUAUGGGCAAGUCUACAAGGGUCGACAUGUUAAGACGGGACAACUGGCAGCCAUCAAGGUCAUGGACGUCACAGAGGAUGAAGAGGAAGAAAUAAAGCUGGAAAUCAACAUGCUGAAGAAAUACUCUCACCAUAGAAACAUAGCUACAUACUAUGGAGCUUUCAUUAAGAAAAGUCCACCGGGCCAUGAUGAUCAACUCUGGCUGGUGAUGGAGUUCUGUGGUGCUGGUUCCAUCACAGAUCUAGUCAAGAACACCAAAGGUAACUCGCUGAAGGAGGACUGGAUCGCCUACAUCUCCAGAGAAAUCCUCAGGGGAUUAGCUCACCUGCAUGCUCAUCAUGUCAUCCACCGAGACAUCAAGGGACAAAACGUGCUGCUGACGGAAAACGCUGAAGUCAAACUUGUGGAUUUUGGCGUGAGCGCUCAACUGGAUCGGACGGUGGGUCGGAGGAACACCUUCAUUGGGACUCCGUACUGGAUGGCUCCAGAGGUCAUUGCUUGUGACGAAAACCCAGACGCCACCUAUGACUACAGGAGCGACCUGUGGUCUUGUGGAAUCACUGCCAUAGAGAUGGCUGAAGGAGCUCCUCCUCUGUGUGACAUGCACCCAAUGAGAGCCCUCUUCCUCAUUCCCAGAAACCCUCCCCCUCGGCUCAAGUCCAAAAAAUGGUCCAAAAAGUUUUUUAGCUUCAUUGAGGGUUGCUUGGUAAAGAACUACACUCAGCGUCCCCCAACUGAGCAGCUGCUGAAACACCCGUUCAUCCGAGACCAACCCAACGAGAGACAAGUCCGCAUCCAGCUCAAAGACCACAUCGACAGAACCAAGAAGAAGAGGGGGGAAAAAGAUGAGACUGAGUAUGAGUAUAGCGGUAGUGAAGAGGAGGAGGAAGAAUCAUCUGAGCAAGAAGGAGAGCCAAGUUCCAUAGUCAACGUUCCAGGCGAAUCGACCUUGCGCCGGGACUUCAUCCGACUGCAGCAGGAGAACAAGGAGCGCUCGGAGGCUCUGCGCCGCCAACAGCUCCUGCAGGAGCAGCAGCUCCGAGAACAGGAGGAGUACAAGCGACAACUGCUGGCUGAACGACAGAAACGCAUUGAGCAGCAGAAGGAGCAGAGGAGGCGUCUGGAGGAGCAACAACGGCGUGAGCGUGAGAUGAGGAGGCAGCAGGAGCGCGAGCAACGCCGACGCGAGCAGGAGGAGAAGAGGCGCAUCGAAGAGAUGGAAAGGCGCCGCAAGGAGGAGGAGGAGCGCAGGAGGGCCGAGGAGGAGAAGAGGAGGGCUGACCGAGAGCAGGAAUACAUUCGGCGCCAAUUGGAGGAGGAGCAGAGGCACCUAGAGAUCCUUCAACAGCAGCUUCUCCAUGAACAGGCCAUGCUGCUGGAGUAUAAAUGGCGGGAGCUUGAGGAGCAGCGUCAAGCCCAGAAGCUCCAGCGACAGCUGCAACAGGAACAGGCCUACCUGCUGUCCCUACAGCAAAACCAGAACCUGGAUAAUUCCAAAACCGCUCAGCAACAAAUUACCAAACAAGUGCAGAGCAUUGAACCAGACAGGGUAAAGUCAGGGAAAACCCCCGACUUGGAUGUCUCCAAACAGAGCUCUAACUCUGAGAAGGCACGGCACAGUCCGGUCGUCAUUCUGGACAAAGCUUCAAAACCAGAGCUACGUGUGGCUGACCUCCAAGGCCCCGCCCCUGACUUUGAGCCAGUCAGAGAGGCGGACGAGCGAUAUCGGAAGAACGUCCAGGGUUCUCCUCAGUCUGCUCAGACCAAACCCCAGCAGCCUCCUGUGCCACCGCGCUCAGAGUCAUACGCCGACCCCACCUCUGAAACGACGGCCAUGCACCGACCUGUGGAACCACAGGUUCCUGUCAGAACCACAUCAAGGUCCCCUGUGUUGUCAAGGAGAGACUCGCCUCAUCACCAUGGCAACGCCUCACACAGGGAUGCAGUGAACAGAAACACUGUCAGCUCAGCAGAGCCUCGGCUGCUGUGGGAACGAGUGGAAAAACUGGUUCCCAGAACAACGGGCAAUAGUGGCAGCGGAGGCUCCAGUUCCUCCAGCAGCUCCAGUAACUCCAGUUCUAAGCCCGGUUCUCACUGCGGCUCUGGAGAGAGGUUCAGGGCCCGCUCCUCUUCAAAAUCUGAAAGUUCACCCCUUCAGAGACCUGAGAAUGCUGGGAAAAAACCAGAGGAGAGAAGAGAUUUGGUCAAGCCGAACAAACCAGCGGACCUGACUGCUCUGGCCAAAGAGCUGCGUGCAGUGGAUGACGUUCGUCCACCGAACAAGGUAGCGGAGUAUUCAUCCUCCAGCGAGGAUUCGGACACUACAGAUGAGGAUGACGAUGAAGAGGUAGACCAAGAAGCGGGUGAAGAGUCGACCUCUGGCCCUGAAGACUCCAAAGCUGUGUCAUCCAAGCUGAGCAAUGGAGAAACAGAGUCGGUGAAGACCAUGAUAGUUCAUGAUGAGGGGGAGAGUGAUGCCGGCUCAACUCCAUGCAAAGACAGCACGCUCAUUGUCAGACAGAGUGAGAACAGAAAGCACACGCCCCCGGGCCAAACACAGACCCUCCUCUCAGGUUUCACGCCAAGCCCUGGCUCGGCGUCGGGGCAGGGCUUUUUACAGCACACCCCCAGCCCACAGCAUCACCACCAUCACCCCCACCACCACCACCCCCAUCACGUCCACCACCAUCACCCCACACAGCACUCGGACAGGAACGGCUUUGCCGGCCGCAUCCACCACCUUCCAGACUUGAUCCAGCAGAGCCAUCAUUCCCCCCCAAUGUCCUCCGCAUCCAACUCCCCGUCCUCCUCCGGCCUUGCCAGUCCCUCCUCCAUGUCCCCACAGAGUCCCCUGGAAAAGCUUGGCAUCCUCAUCGAGAGCCAGUCCAGUAACAACAUGCAGAAACACAAGUCCUCUUCGUCCUUCACUCCAUUCAUUGACCCACGCCUCCUUCAAGUCUCUCCAUCAACCGGCAGUGCCCUCAACAACGUCGGCUACAGCAACGAUGCGCGUCUGGCGGAGGCGCUGAGAGCAGACCCGUCACGGAAAGGCUCGGUGGUCAACGUCAACCCGGUCAACACUCGUCCUCAGAGUGACACUCCGGAGAUCCGCAAAUACAAGAAGAGGUUCAACUCUGAGAUCCUGUGUGCAGCUCUCUGGGGAGUAAACCUGCUGGUGGGAACAGAAAGCGGUCUGAUGCUGUUGGACCGCAGCGGUCAGGGGAAAGUUUACCCCCUGAUCAACAGACGACGUUUCCAGCAGAUGGACGUCCUGGAGGGGCUCAACGUUCUGGUCACUAUAUCAGGUAAAAAGAACAAGCUGCGGGUCUACUACCUGUCCUGGCUGAGGAACAAGAUUCUGCACAAUGACCCAGAGGUGGAGAAGAAGCAGGGCUGGACCACCGUAGGAGAUCUGGAGGGCUGUGUCCACUACAAAGUUGUGAAAUACGAGAGGAUCAAGUUUUUGGUUCUAGCUCUGAAGAAUUCAGUAGAAGUUUAUGCUUGGGCCCCCAAGCCCUACCACAAGUUCAUGGCCUUUAAGUCUUUUGGUGACCUGGUCCACAAACCACUGCUGGUAGACCUGACUGUGGAGGAAGGCCAGAGGUUAAAGGUCAUCUACGGCUCCUGCUCAGGGUUUCACGCCGUGGAUGUGGACUCUGGGGCGGUCUAUGACAUUUACCUGCCCACACAUAUACAGACCAGUAUCCAGUCGCACGCCAUCAUCAUCCUGCCCAACACGGAUGGCAUUGAACUGCUGGUGUGCUACGAGGACGAGGGCGUUUACGUCAACACCUACGGCCGCAUCACCAAGGAUGUGGUGCUGCAGUGGGGGGAGAUGCCCACCUCAGUGGCUUACAUUCGCUCCAAUCAGAUCAUGGGGUGGGGGGAGAAGGCCAUCGAGAUCCGCUCCGUGGAAACGGGCCAUUUGGACGGAGUUUUCAUGCACAAGAGAGCUCAGAGACUCAAGUUCCUAUGUGAAAGAAACGACAAGGUGUUCUUUGCAUCCGUUCGGUCUGGAGGCUCCAGCCAGGUCUACUUUAUGACUUUGGGUCGAAGCAACCUGCUCAGCUGGUAGAGGUCCACACCCUGCUCUCCUCUUCCACCUCCUCCUUCCUCCUCCUCCUCUUCCUCCACCCUCGCUAACACUGGAUCUCCGAACCCGCCACUGAUGACUUUAGGUCCACCAGAAGAGAACAACCCUACGAAGCAAUCGAUAACCAGGACGUUGGGCUCUGAGCCCGGCAGCUGGCAAAGUGAGGACUUGCUUACAAAAUGUAACGAGCGGUUAGACGAAUAAAAGAAGUAGACGCGACUGAAAUGUGAAUUCACGAAAAAUCGAGGUGUGCAGCUUCUGUUUUCCUCGGUUUUCUUGGUGCUCUUCAGCAUGCCAUGGGAUACAGUCUGUAUCUCCUCCAUUUCCACCUGCUGGGCCGAUCAGUCAGACUUCGACACUGCUGUAGUCCAGCUAAGGCCUCUUUUGUGAGGAGGUUCCUCUGUACCCGCUUUGCUGAUCUUUCUUACAGAUCCUAGAAGGUUUCAGCGAGUUCAAACAUAAAAGCCGCUGCUGCACGUUGUUGACAGGAACUGCAGGUUAAAGUCCGAUGAACGGGACACAGAUAAGUGUGGUUGAAGCCAGGAGACGCUUUAAUAACAGCAUGACACAAAGAGGAAGACAUAAAGAGGCAGACUGAUUUCAGAAUAGUAUUUUUUCGUUUUGACUCAUUAAUUAUUCCUUGAAGAUAAGUGUGACUAUGUGGAGUUUAAAAAAAAAUAAAUAAAAAAAAUCCUGCAUUUUAUCUCCUGAUUUGAACAUGUAUGCACAAGCACCCACAGUCCACGUUUUGCUUGCUCUUACUCUGGAACCACCAACAUGUGAAGUGAUGAAAGUGCUGUGGGCGUGAUCAUGAAAAGAAAAAAAAACAAGCUGUUUUUAUGUACAGUAAAAAUCAAAGCUUUCGUCAAAGUUCUCCCCCUGACCUGUAAAUCAUGACUGGAGAACUGCUGUGAAUAGUGAAAGAGAGCGUAGAGAAAGAGAGCUCGAGUUUUCUGGCAGGUUUGUUUGGCUGCAGGAGGUGGACUUCAAUCUUCCAUUUCAUAUUUUUUGGCUCACUUCACCAUUUUUUUUAAAUUUUAUUUUAUUUUUAUUGUUUGUAUGUAUUCAAUGCACUAAGUGUCAAGAAUGUAGAAAGACUCCUUACUGUGUGGUGGUCCAAGGCAUGAGAUGUUUUUUGCUUUGUAAUCUUGUCACAUGUGAUCAAUCCUAGAUGUUCAAGUUAAGACGAUUAAACAGCAGAACCUCUUUAUCAGGUGUAGAUAUUUUUUUUUAUUUUUUUGCAGACUUUUAUUUUAUUUUUCCUAAAGUUGUGGCAGUCCCUACUGUUUAAGAGCUGACCUGCCCGCCUGCCUCCACACAGCAGACGCACGCGCUUUAACAUGACGUGAUAAUUGAACCCUCUGGAAUUCGGUGCAACACUGAGGACACACUUUAGUGGAAAAACCCCUAAAACACAUUUUUGUAUUAUUAUUAUUAUUUUUUUUUCUUUAGUUUGUCGUCACUCCAUGCUUUUCUGCUGCUCUACUAUUUGAAAAACUGAGCUCCACUGGCAGAGCUGACCUCACUGAGCUGGGCUUUCCUCCGUUUCUGUAAACACUCAAAUAUUGCACACUCAAAAAGGGGGCCACUUUGUGCUCUGACUUCAUGUCCAAUUCCACCCGAUAACAGCACACAAACGUAAAACUAUGUUUAGUCCUUCUUAAACUCCAACAGGAAAAUUAAAAAAAAUCUAGUUUUCCGUAGCGAUAAUCCAAUCCAGGAUGAGUUUAAAAGUGAAAUCCAGUGAGAAAAGAAAAGCAGCCUCUUGUUGAUCUGAAUCAAAACUAAAAUGUAAUUUAUUAUUAAAACCACUAAAUUCUUGUCGAAAAAAAAUCACUUGAAGCAUUGUGUAUUCAGUUUUAGAUCUAGUCGAGAAGCUUAUGUUGUUUCUGUAGGUGUAUGUAACAUGUAAAACGCGACUGCAGUGACUUAAUAUUAUUAUGCUCACCUUAGGUGGAGAAAAUGUUUACAGAGGCAAUUUUUCUUUUUUUUUGUUACAAUAAUGUGCAUCACAGUAUUUAUGUUUAAUGCAUCUUUAUUAAUGAAUUCUGUUUCUGCUUUUUGAGCCUGGUUUUUAUUGGAUAUAUAAAUAUAAAUAUAUAUAUAUAUAUAUAUUAAAAAUAAAUCCAUUUUGUCAUCUCUCCCCUCACGGAUUAACCAAUUUACAGAACAUUAAAGGACAUGUGUUGUUCAUUUCAGGUAUUCACAAUGUGCUGCUUUACCGUUGCAACAUUGCAGUAAUGUUCUUUGCAGGCUUGGAUGUGAGGCGACGUGUUUCUCCUCUGUUUCUGCCAUGCUUCUCUAACUUGUGUCCUCUCUCUGUGUAUGACAGGAAGUCAUGUAUUUUAUUGAUUUUUUUUUCUUUGAAUAAACUUUAAAAAUAAUUGUAAAACCAAAAAAAAAGGA